AUGAAGAGGGUAUCAGAGGUAAGGGACUGCACAAUUUCAGUUGAAACAACUCAGCAAAACUGUGUGAUCACCCUCUCCAUAGACAGAGCCAGUCCUCCUCAGUCUGUCGAUAGUCAUUACAACCACGUAUCAGCGUUUACAGAGUGCUCAUCAACCUUGCUCAGUACCGUGGCACAUAAAGGAACAGAUUGGCAUAGUAGUCAAGGAGCACCGGGACACCAUUCAACCCAGUCACCACUGUCACAGCACACAGAGGAUCUUAUCAACAAGAUAGAGAGAUUGGGGGGGACAGUGAAUGAACGUGACAAUCACAAAGGGACCCAAACAUUGAUGCAGGAUGGCAAAGGCGUGAUGAGGGAGGACAGAGAGACUGAGAGAGGGAGCAAAGCUUAUAGGGAGCCAGGUGAGGUAAGCAAGGACACUAUACAUUCACCUGGCGCACACGUGCACAGUCAUGUUUACCCCAAAAAGUCAGUUCAUCAAGUGACCCCUAAGUGUCCUAAGUCUCCAAAGUGCUUUGCCUCAGUUGGAACCCCUCUAAUGCCACUUGAGAUACACAUACCAAGGACCGUGUUCUAUGGUGUCGGGGAGGCAAGCUUCCAAAGUGAAUACGACCAGAGCUGCGAAGGAGAGGGAGGAAAAGGUGUGGAGAGGAAGGACAGUUGGAGGAUCGGCAAGCCCUCGUCUCACAUCGAAUCCUUGCGAGAGAAAAUCCAACAGAGAGAGAAGGAGAGGCUGAGGAACACGGAGGGAGUGGCAACGACGGAGGACGGUGGAGAUGCGACUGAGGGGACAGAAAAGGCUGGGACUGGAAGGACUAGAAAAGCUUCACGUUCAGACUGGUGUGAGGAAGGAGAGAUGGGGAACGAAACAGAGCGAGAGAGACAGAGACAGGAAGGCUCCCCACCGCAGACAACAUCCACUCAGUUUGACGUCACACAGGAAGUGAGCGUGUCAAAAGCCGUCUCCCAGCUUCCUGUUCCUCUCUCGUUCUCGCAAGCUGUCAAAGGAGAGAAAGAAACCAGAGGGAUCUCCAUCGCAGCCUGUGAAGUAGCCUUGUUCAGCUCUCACACAACUGAGAGAGGGGAAGAUCCAACCAAACAUGUACUAGCAGAGUUACGGUGCGACAGGGGUCGGCAGAGGAAACAGAACACCGGAGGCAGAGGAGAAGAAGGAGAGGAUAAACUCUCGGAGGAAGAGUACAGGCUGCAUUAUCUGCCUCCUUCACACUCUCCCGCGCCCUUAGACUCUCUCUCCCCCUCUCUGCUUCACCCUCCCCCUCUUGCUGAAAUGAGCCGGAUCUAUAACUUGAAAACGGUGGGGUCCAGGGCGGCGGUGUGCAUGAGUGACAGGACCGUGGAUAGGCCUAUCCCAUCACACACUCCUAAGGUACAGUCCGACAUAUCCGCAGAACAGCAGGAGCCAUGCAGUCCAGAGAGAUCAGUUGGGAGGCUGACACAGAAGCAGCUGUGGUGUGGUGGUGGGGCUCCUGGGAAUAAAGCCUCUUCCAGCGAUGAGAAGUCCGGACUUCAGACUGUACAGCGUCAGGUGGAACAGCUUCAGUUGCGAGAACAACAGGAAGUACAGAGACUAUCACAUGACGACAACGCAGCACAGUCGUCUUUUGGACAAAAUAUUAAUUUGAAAGAUAAAGAGUCUAAAGCUCAGCAAAGCCCUAGGAUAUCACACAAUCAGCCUAAUAAGGAACCUCAGCAUCCGAGGCAAAAGGACCAGCAAACAAUCCUAAAUCCCAGAAAAUCUCAGUCCAAUCUGCAAUCCAACCAACCCAAACAGGCCCGAUCCAUUACCAUCAACUCCAGAUCUGUCCUGACCCCCUCUCCUGAGAACUCAUUACACCCAGACCAGGGAGUACCAACCACCCCAUCAGCUUCCCCAUCCCAGUCCCCCUCCGUCUCUCCCUCCCCUUCCCCUUCUCCGGCCCAUUUCACCAUCAGAAGCCUCUCUGGAGGCCAGCAGGUCAAGAGGGGCACCACCAUCACCAUCACCCCCAGGAAGCGUGUUGGAGGGGCAGUCGUGGAAGCUGUUUCAGUAUCCUCUAGACCCCUGGCCAAUACGUCUGCCCAGUCCCAGAUGCCUGUCCUAACCGAGGAAGGAGAGAGAGGCAAGAAGAGGUACCCCACUGCGGAGGAGAUCGAAGUGAUCGGCGGGUAUCAGAACCUGGACAAGUCCUGCCUGGUCAAGACUUCCAAAGCAUCUCCCAAAGGGGUGAAGGUGUGCUUCGACGAGACCCAGCUGGAGCAGGUGUGUGAGUACCCAUCAGAGACCUCCAUGUUUGACUCCACCCACUACCCCUUACUUGGUCAGAUGAAAGGGAGGGAGGAGGAGGUGAAGGAGGAAGACGAGGAGGAGAGAGGAGUGCUUGUGUCCAGGAGCAGCAGGAAUGUGGGGGCAGCGGUUGGCCUGAGAGUGCUGAGAGUGGUAACCCAGGUGAGAGCCCUCCCGAUCAUCAGUGUGAUGAGGUAGGCUAUCUUGGAGCGAUCCAAGAGGAAGGAGGAGGGCUGAAGCUUGAAGACGAGGAUACAUUGAGCUAGGAACGCCCGACAGGUGCUCGGCUCUCCAUUGAAGCAUUCCGGAGGAGGUAAGUAGGGCUCUCAAGAAGGUGGAGUGAUCAAUGAGACGGCGCUGCUUGUACUUCGCGGCUGAGCCGUUGUUGCUCCUAGACAUUUCCACUUCACAAUAAAAGCAUUCACAGUUGACCAGGGCAGCUGUAGCAGGGCAGACAUUUGAAGAACUGACUUGUUGGAAAACGUGACUGUACCAUGUUGAAAGUCACUGAGCGCUUCAGUAAGGCCAUUCUACUGCCAAUAUUUGUCUAUGGAGAUUGCAUGGCUGUGUGCUCGAUUGUAUACACCUGUCAGCAACGGGUGUUGCUAUAAUAGCCCGAAUCCACUCAUUUGAAGGUGUGUCCACAUACUUUUGUAUUUAUAGUGCAGCUGAAUACCUGUGCAAACCAUUGCAAAACAUUCUGCAACUAAACCAAGUUUUUCUUAUUGGACAAGUCCAGGUUAGUCCCUCUCAGUUUUCGCCCGUCUGCAUCCGUUUGGUUUUUAGUGAAUACACCCCUCAGUCAUGAAAUGUGGUUGUCCAGUCUGAAAUGUGGUUGUCCAGUCAUGAAAUGUGGUUGUCCAGUCAUGAAAUGUGGUUGUCCAGUCUGAAAUGUGGUUGUCCAGUCGGAAUUGUGGUUGUCCAGUCUGAAAUGUGGUUGUCCAGUCUGAAAUGUGGUUAUCCAGUUUGAAAUGUGGUUGUCCAGUCUGAAAUGUGGUUGUCCAGUCUGAAAUGUGGUUGUUCAGUCUGAAUUGUGGUUGUCCAGUCUGAAAUGUGGUUGUCCAGUCUGAAAUGUAGUUGUCCAGUCAUGAAAUGUGGUUGUCCAGUCUGAAAUGUGGUUGUCCAGUCUGAAAUGUGGUUGUCCAGUCUGAAAUGUGGUUGUCCAGUCAUGAAAUGUGGUUGUCCAGUCUGAAUGUGGUUGUCCAGUCAUGAAAUGUGGUUGUCCAGUCUGAAAUGUGUUUGUCCAGUCUGAAAUGUGGUUGUCCAGUCUGAAAUGUGGUUGUCCAGUCUGAAAUGUGGUUGUCCAGUCUGAAAUGUGGUUGUCCAGUCUGAAAUGUGGUUGUCCAGUCAUGAAAUGUGGUUGUCCAGUCUGAAAUGUGUUUGUCCAGUCUGAAAUGUAGUUGUCCAGUCUGAAUUGUGGUUGUCCAGUCUGAAUUGUGGUUGUCCAGUCUGAAUUGUGGUUGUCCAGUCUGAAUUGUGGUUGUCCAGUCUGAAAUGUGGUUGUCCAGUCUGAAUGUGGUUGUCCAGUCUGAAUUGUGUCUCAUAACUCCUCUUUAUCUCUCUAUUUUACAGAUGAGUCUUGCCAUCGGUAGACAUCAGUCGGCUCGCCAAAUUGCUCAAGUUAUGUGGUUAAGAUUAGAUUUUAUCUUGCAAUAUGACUUUUGUUUUCCUGUAUUUUGUUUCUUUGAAACUAUUCAUUUAAUGUUUGUGAUCUUUUUUGAUGUACAAUAUUUUAUUUUACAUAGGAUCAGGGAAUAUUGGUUUUGAAUAAAAGAAAACAACAGUUUUAUGUAGUUGUUGAGAUGAAUGUGUAACGAUGUGCGCUGAGAGUCGGGAAGCAAAUUCAGGGAGUGAGUGUUUUAAUAAUUAAACGCAAUAUAAUACAAACCACAAACAACGCAUAGACAGGGAACUGAAACAGAAACAAUGACACCUGGAAAAGGAACCAAAGGGAGUGACAUAUAUAGGGAAGGUAAUCAGGGAAGUGAUGGAGUCCAGGUGUGUCUGAUGAUGCGCAGGUGCGCGUAACGAUGGUAACACGUGUGCCCCAUAACGAGCAGCCUGGUGACCAAGAGGCUGGAGAGGUAGCACACGUGACAGAAUGGUGGAUGGAGCCUCAACUCCUCUAUUUCAGUGUAAAAGUGUAAAGACAAUAUGAAAACAUGGUACAUAUUGUAGCCAAUAAGUUUUACUAUAUACACUUGUUGUAUUUUUACUAUCAGUUGUGUACUUUUGGGUGAUGAUCACAUCUAUGCAAGUUAGUGGAUUACAAAUGUAUGGUAAAAAGGGUCCGGUCAGUUUAGUUUUAGUUAGCUUAGAUCAACAACACAACGUCUCUACUGUAUAUAAACUCUGCAUCAGCACUGUAACGAUUCCCUGUGCAUUCCAAAUGACACCUUAUUCCCGACAGGGCUCUGGACAAAAGUAGUGCACUAUAAACGGAUUAGAAUGUCAUUUUGGAGACAUCCUCAAUGAUGCUUACCGUAUAUCAUCUGGUCCCUGUGCCUGCUGGAUUUGCUCAUACCGAUGACAUAAAGAACAGGUCAUCUACAAGUCCAAGGUGAAUUUUGAGCCUUGUGAACACCCCUCAUGUGUAGUUUCUGGUAAACCAUGGCUAUAUGUAACAUCAUGACAAUUCUCUUUUGUUCAAUUACUGUUUCUGUUUCAACCACAACAUGGAUAUCAGCUAGCCUUAAUGCACAUGAUUUCAAACACUGAUGAUACAUUAUGGAAUAAUCACCAAUACACAUUAUUGUAAUCUUCUUUUUUUUAGGUUUCACUGUUUGCCCUUUAGUGGAAUUAAUGUGGUAGAAUGAAAAAGAGUAGUAUAUCCACUGUAUCUAUACUAAUUUGACUGCAUAAUUUUGAAUGGAAAAGGUAUUAUGUUUGUGUCUCUGGUGUUAUCAUGUGAGAGGAUGUGGGUGAAAACAUGAUUUAAGGGAUGUUUAUAACAUUUAAUCCAUAGAAUGGUCCUUUGGAGGAGGGAUUGUUGACAUAUAUUUGGCAUUUGUAUCUAAAAGCAUAAUUGAGAAAUAAUUCAUCAAAGUUGACAUAUUUAUGAAAUGUUGAUCUUACACAGGUCUCUUUUAAGACUCCAUUAUGUUUAUCUGUAGGUGCUACAAAUCAAACAUUGGUGGCAUAUGAAGCUUUACCGCUUGCUCUGUAAUAUGAGUAGUAUUUUGUUUUCAAUAACAAUUUUCUUGCAUUAAUUUAUGAAUACGGAAGAAUAAGUACAUUUUUUGAUUUAGCAAUUUUUUCUAUAUAUUGUUGAACAUAAUAUACUCUAUGGACAUAUCAAAGUUCUCUGUUGCUUUUAGUUAUUAUCCAAUUUGUAAGCAUUAAGAACAGAGUGAAUGUGAAAAUUGAUUUUAAAUGGUUGCCCUCUGCUGGUGAUUUGCAGGAAGUACAAUAUGUUGAAUAUUCUAUAUUCUUGUUUGUGUUAUAUUCAUUAAUUCAUGUAAGAAAAUUGUUAUUGAAAUCAAAAUACCACUCAUGUUUCAAAGUAAGUGAAAAAGAGACACAGGUUUUUGUAGCACCUACAUAUGAAACAUGGCGUCUUAAAGGAGGCCUGGGUAAGGCCAAAAUGUAAUAACUAUGACAACUUCAAUUAAUUAUUUCUCAAUUCUGCUUUUAAAUACAAAUGUAAAAUAUAUUUCAACAAUCCUUCCUCCAAAGAAGCAUUCUAUGGAUUAAAUGUUGUGAAAUCUCCCAACUCAUGGUAUUAUGUCAUCCUGGUUUUGUGAGGAAUCACCGACAUCCCAAAUAAGGGCACAAACAUUAUAAUGGCUCCAUGGGAUGCUGUAAUCUCAAUUUUAGGUGCUCUUUUUUGAUGAGAAAUAAUCUAAAUGAAGAAUAUCAGUUUGAUGGUAUAUCUGAUUUAUGCUCCCACGUGUGCAAUUUUAAUACUACUUUUAUUCUGUUUUCUAUUGUGGUCGAAGAAGCUGGCUUCAUGAGAGAAAAACAUCAAAUAAAUGAUUUGAAACUAA
This is a messenger RNA of Oncorhynchus keta (chum salmon), 6272 nucleotides long. RefSeq lists its product as uncharacterized. NCBI's taxonomy places the organism in Eukaryota, Metazoa, Chordata, Actinopteri, Salmoniformes, Salmonidae. The record is from RefSeq and is a predicted model, not a curated record. The coding region runs from base 1 to 2484 and encodes 827 amino acids. The transcript has 3 exons. Gene Ontology annotation, molecular function: phosphatase binding.